This is a messenger RNA of Parastagonospora nodorum SN15, 1422 nucleotides long. RefSeq lists its product as hypothetical. Lineage: Eukaryota; Fungi; Ascomycota; Dothideomycetes; Pleosporales; Phaeosphaeriaceae. Gene Ontology annotation, molecular function: L-malate dehydrogenase (NAD+) activity. Gene Ontology annotation, cellular component: cytoplasm. The record is from RefSeq and is a predicted model, not a curated record. Gene Ontology annotation, biological process: tricarboxylic acid cycle; malate metabolic process. Bases 291 to 1322 code for a protein of 343 amino acids. The transcript has 7 exons.
CCCGCAUACGGACUACUGUCGCGACACAACUGAGACCCUUGGCUAGUGAAGUUACCCCACCUGUCUAGAGCCAACAGAAGAUCCGCGUGGCCGCCCAUAGCUCCUGCUCCAGCUAUAAGCCUCUUGCGCGCUGUCACUUCUUUUUCUCUCCCACAUUUCUCUCAUCUCACCAGACCGGCUUUGGUGAAUCAAUUGCACUCUCUCCCGUCUCACUCAUCAAUCGGACCUCAUACCAGCUCCGAGCUACCCCGCCCCCGCAUUACAGCUCCCUCCCUCGAUAACUCAACAAGAUGGUCAAGGCCGUUGUUGCUGGUGCCGCUGGUGGCAUUGGACAGCCGUUGUCCCUCCUCCUCAAGUCUUGCCAGCUCGUCACUGAGCUCGCUCUCUACGAUGUAGUGAACUCGCCCGGUGUCGCUACCGACCUGUCCCACAUCUCCAGCCCGGCGACUGUCACAGGCUACCUGCCCAAGGACGACGGUCUCCAGGGUGCUCUCACUGGCGCCGACAUUGUAGUCAUUCCAGCUGGCAUUCCUCGUAAGCCUGGCAUGACCCGUGAUGAUCUGUUCAAGAUCAACGCCGGAAUCGUCAAGGGCCUCAUUGAGGGCAUCGUCAAGUACUGCCCCAAGGCAUUCAUCCUUGUCAUCUCCAACCCCGUCAACUCCACUGUCCCUAUCGCCGCCGAGGUCCUCAAGGCUGCCGGCGUCUUUGACCCCAAGAAGCUCUUCGGUGUCACCACUCUCGAUGUCGUUCGUGCCGAGACCUUCGUCGCCGAGAUCACUGGCGAGAAGAACCCCGCCAAAUUGAACAUUCCCGUCAUCGGUGGACACUCUGGCGAGACCAUCGUCCCGCUCUUCAGCCAGGCCAAGCCUAGCGUCAACAUUCCAGCAGACAAGCUCGAUGCAUUGGUCAACCGCGUGCAGUUUGGUGGUGACGAGGUCGUCAAGGCAAAGGACGGUGCUGGUUCAGCCACUCUUUCCAUGGCAUACGCCGGCUACCGAUUCGCCGAGAAGGUGAUCAAGGCCUCCCAGGGCGAGAAGGGCAUUGUCGAGCCCAGCUUCGUCUACCUCCCCGGUGUUGCCGGCGGUGAUGCCAUUGCAAAGGCCACCGGCACCGAGUUCUUCUCUGUCCCCAUCGAGCUCGGCGUAACGGUGCGGAGAAGGCGAUUGACGUCGUCAGCAGCGCCAACGAACACGAGAAGAAGCUGCUCCAGGCUUGCUACGAUGGCCUCAAGGGCAACAUCGCCAAGGGUGUUGAGUUCGCUCAGAACCCACCUCAAUAGAUGCGGCACUUGGUUGCUGUUGAUGGGGAACGAUUAUGAAUGAAAACAUGACGUUAGACGUGCACAAGAAUUUGCACAAUUGGGCGAGCAACUUCAGAUACAACAUACAGAUAGCUGAAAUAUGAGCUCUUCAUACGGCCCAA